UGGAAACAAAAAUGCCCAAGGCAUCUAAAAAAUCCAAGAUACCCGAGGGGUUUGACAAGAUUGAACCAACUUUGAAUAAGCUAUUGGCAAAGCUCAAGGAGUCACAGGCAAAAUCAUUGAAAACCACUAAUAAAAAUGAAUCUUUAUGGCCCAUUUAUCAAAUAAAUCAUCAAAUAUCAAGAUACGUUUAUUCACUAUACUAUGAACGUAAGACCAUACUGAGUGAGUUGUAUCAAUAUCUAUUGAAGCAGAAGUACGUGAAUAAGGAUUUGAUUGCCAAAUGGAAAAAACAAGGAUACGAGAAGUUAUGUUGUAUAAAUUGUAUUAUAGUUAACGAGAAGAAUCAUGAGAAUACUUGUAUUUGCCGAGUACCUAGAAAACAAUUAGAAGACGAUGGCAAAGAUUUCGAUAGAUGUAUAACAUGUGGCUGUAAAGGGUGUUCUAGCAUUGACUAA
Hyphopichia burtonii NRRL Y-1933 is the source of this 455-nucleotide messenger RNA. It is a transcript of the gene BUD31, whose product is annotated as U2 snRNP complex subunit. The transcript has a single exon. Gene Ontology annotation, biological process: mRNA splicing, via spliceosome. Gene Ontology annotation, cellular component: spliceosomal complex; nucleus. The record is from RefSeq and is a predicted model, not a curated record. Bases 12 to 455 code for a protein of 147 amino acids. Lineage: Eukaryota; Fungi; Ascomycota; Pichiomycetes; Serinales; Debaryomycetaceae.